AUGUUGCGCCCCGCGACACCGUUGUCGGUGCUGCUAUUUGCAGCCUUCGUUCUCAUUUUACUCUCGGUUCUGUCGACCCCCAUUAUCAGUGCUAUCCCCCUGGGCAGCUGGUUGAAGGAGUCGACUUUGGCGUCUUUGGGUUUUGCACCCAGGAUGGCUGUACCCCAAUUGAGAUUGGCUACGAUGUCCGUGAGUGUAGACCCCAUCCGAUACUCGCAUUUAUCAACACAAGACUUAUCCACGUAUCCAGGACCUCUGCACGCCGAGGGCUUCUCCCUCAACGCUUCAACCCGUUCCACUCUUUCCAGCCUUCUCAUUGUUCACCCAGUCGCGGGCCUCUUAACUCUCAUCAUGUUCGUCCUCGCUGUGAUCGCCCACUUCCACAGCCCCUCCCAUUCCCCCAGGUACUUACUUGUGCUGUUCAUUGUGGGCAUUCUCAACUUCCUGGUCUGCCUUUUGAGCUUCCUCGUCGAUGUCCUGCUCUUCGUGCCCCAUAUCGCCUGGGGUUCGUACGUCGUUCUCGCCGCCACGAUUCUGGUUGCCUUGAGCGGCUUGGUGUCGUGCGCCAUGCGGAGGACUGUCGUCGGCAGGAAAGCAAGGCAAAAGCGGAUUGCCGAAAACGCAGAAAUGAGUGGCGAGAAUUACUACAAUCGUCAAGCUCAAGUUGCGACUGCUCCCGUCCCCAGCUCGUCCGUCCUCCAUCCAACGGUUCCUCUUGUCAGCGGCGCCAAUGGCAGGGGGGGGGAUGCGCUGCCAGAAUUCGCCUCAUAUGAAAAGAAGGAUGAUCAGAGCAGCGACGAGAGAAUCCCCCUCACUGCCGCCAGAAGCCGGUCGAGUAGGUCGCCGGGCACCUUCAACACCGACCAAUCUACCUACGUAAACGAUUCGGCCAACCAAGCUGAGAUGACGACCUUGCGUUCCACGUCAACCACGCCUGGCGCCCGCGAUCAGUACGGAAACCCCCUCCUGCCACAAGACGGAUAUCCCAUGAGGUCAGGUUCCGUUGAGCGCAUGGGUUCGCCGCCGCGCGGUCCUCUGCCUCCAGGUGCUUACCGAGGGCGUGGUGGUUACCCGGGUCCUGGUAGGGGCGGCUACAACGGUUACGGGCCUCCUCCAGGAGGCCGCGGCGGUUAUGGUCCUCCUGGGCGUGGGGGUUACGGACCCCCGGGUGGCAGAGGAGGUUAUGGCCCCCCUCCUCGUGGUUACGGCGGCCCUAUGCGCGGCGGACGCACUCCGCCCCCGCCUAGCUAUCAGGGGCAGUAUGACAGGAGAGGUUCCCCUGCUGGCACCAAUCAAUAUGGCUCUAGACGGCCAUCUCCUGGUCCGCCAUCUGCACCUGCCCAGCGAGUGCUCCCGCAAGGGUUUGGGCAGUUCAACAUUCGGGACAGCGAUUCUGAUGUUGCUGGGAUGCUGGCGCUGCAGCAAGCGAGGACCUCGGGCGCGGAUCGUCAUAUGAGCGAUACCAGCAGGUACAGCCAAGAAGAAAACGCCGCCUUAUGUACCGCCGAGGCAGGCAUGGAACCAAGAAGGCAGGAAUUCUCCUCGCGUAGCUUCGCCGCUAAGCACACGCCGCCCAGCAGAACUUGCAUCGCAAGGAAGCCCCCCCGCCCCCCGCCGCCGGCAGCGUCCGCUGGCUCCCGCAGCCCGGCGGAAUCUGAACGCUCCACCUUCACCUCCAUUUCCCAGCGGGGUAUCAACCCCCGCUGGAACCCGCCGGUGCCACCACCUCCGGCGCCGGGGAGCUAUGGCGUCGGCGUCGGCGGCGGUGGUGGAGGCAACCCGAUGGUCCCCCGACGCCCCGUCAACCGCACCGACAUCCUACUCAGCUCCAACCCGGACUUCGAGCUCCCCAGCCGCGGCGCCGGGCCGUCCAGGUCCUAG
Messenger RNA from Chaetomium globosum CBS 148.51, 1881 nucleotides. RefSeq lists its product as uncharacterized. Lineage: Eukaryota; Fungi; Ascomycota; Sordariomycetes; Sordariales; Chaetomiaceae. Gene Ontology annotation, cellular component: cell division site; plasma membrane; growing cell tip. The transcript has 4 exons. Bases 1 to 1881 code for a protein of 626 amino acids. The record is from RefSeq and is a predicted model, not a curated record.